AUGAGAAAGCCGGGUAACCACAUUGGAGUCCAGCCAAGGAACGACUUCAAGUCGACCGACACAUCGGACUUCCACGAGCCUCACCACACACAGACCACCGGUUGGGUCCAGAAGAAAUUCACCGAAAUAGACCGUUUUCCUACCCGAACCAAACGAUCCCAGCCUAAUCCACCCAAGCCACAACACCGACACCGAAAUCUACAACAAAAUAAAAGACCCAGCGAGCGCAGUUUCUGGACUCGGGAGAAUAACGAGGAGCUAAAAAGUUGGCUGGUGACUGGUACCAUCAAACGGCCUCACCAGAAAUAUUCCACCAUGGUCAAAGAGCAAGCCCCUCCCAAGGUGCCACUGCGUCCCCUGGGAUCCAAUGGUAAACAUAACAAUGUCCCAAACCAAUCGACUGAGUCCGAUGACGACGUACGGGAGAUCUCAAGCACGAGUAUGGGCUUCACUUCUGUAAACCCCGCCACUUCUUCCACUGCGAAUGCCGCCCCCAGGCCACCCGCGGUAAAAUCACGAGCCUUGUCAGGAAACAUGGAGGACAAAUAUGCCAAUCUCUUCAUCCAGCCAAAGAACCGUCCAGAACACCACCGGCCGCAGCGGAUUAGUGGUCCGCUGCAGCCAACUUAUAAGGACAAAAAGCCACCACCGGGUCCAGUAUUCGAUACCAUGCCAGGCCCAAUAGGAUCGGCCAGCAAUCCAAUAUCAAUCUCAGGCGGUGAUCCCAUCUCCAGAUACAGCCAACCUGGCGUUUUCUCAACAUAUGUUGACCCGAAGAAGGCUGCUGCAGAUAUCAAGGCUCUACUUGAAGGCUCUAUGGAGGACGAGGAAGAUAAAGGUGUACAGGCAAAAGACGGUGAAGAUAAGGCCCAUAUCGAAGGUCUUAGCGUUCGACUGCUGCCGCAUCAAGUCGAAGGAGUAGAGUGGAUGAAAGGUCGUGAAUUAGGCCCUGUCAAAAAAGGAAAGGUACCCAAGGGUGGCCUUCUUGCUGAUGAUAUGGGUUUGGGAAAGACCUUGCAGUCCAUAUCCCUUAUUCUGAUCAACCAGAAACCCGCAGACAAAUUCCCAGGGGUCGAGAAGACAACGCUGGUUGUUGCACCUCUGGCUCUCAUCCGCCAAUGGGAGGCAGAACUGAAGGAGAGGGUGACUGAAUCUCACAGGAUGAAGGUCCUUGUGCAUCACGGGCCACAGCGGACGAAACGAUUCGAGGAUCUCCGUAAAUACGACGUGGUUAUCACCACCUACCAGAUUUUAGUAUCAGAGUUCAGUCACACCACAAAAACUCACAAGGUCGGCUGUUUCGGCCUGCAUUGGUACCGCGUCAUCUUGGACGAAGCACAUACCAUCAAGAACAGAAAUGCCAAGGCCACCAAAGCCUGCUGCGAACUCCAAAGCAUAUAUCGCUGGUGCCUUUCGGGUACUCCGAUGCAAAACAACUUAGAUGAGUUGCAGAGCUUGGUCAAGUUCCUCAGAAUUGCACCUUACGACGAUCUCCGAGAAUGGAAAGACCACUUCGACCUCCCGAUAAAGAAUGGAAAGGGAGAAGUUGCAAUGCGCCGUCUUCAUGGCUUAUUGCAAUGCUUCAUGAAGCGCAGAACUAAAGAGAUUCUCAAGGAGGCCGGUGCUCUGAGUACUGGAAAGAAGGGCGAGGACGGAAAGGAGGACGCAACUGCAAGCUUCAAGGUCACCGAGCGAAAGGUAGUGACGGUCGCGGCUGAGUUCACGCCUGCAGAGAGACGAUUCUACGAUAGGUUGGAACAACGAACAGACAAGAGCAUCGAAAAGAUGAUGAAAAACAAGCUCAACUACGCCAGUGCGUUGGUACUGCUUCUACGCCUAAGACAGGCUUGUGACCAUCCAAAAUUAGUGGAAGGCAAGCUUGAGAAGGAUAAAGACGCUCUGUCCGAGGAGACGAAACCGAAGAAGGGCGACGCUGACGUCGAUGCCCUGGCGGAUCUCCUCGGUGGCCUAGAUGUCGAGGUUAAGCAUUGCGAUAUUUGUGGCUGGGAGCUUGAUCAUGAAAUGCGUCAACCCGGCACAGAUAAAUGCAAAGCUUGUUAUGAAGACCUCCAAUAUUUCAAGCACUACGAAAACGGAGGCGAUUUAAAGACACCAAAGAUAAGAAGCAGGAAGAAGAAGAGUAAGGCUAAAGAAGUUAAGAAAGCCAAGAAGGUCAAGAAAGUGAAAAGGCUCCCAAAGGUGGUAGAAGAACAGGUCGAAUCUGAAGCCGAUGUCCAGGUCGUGAAGAAGCGGAAGCCUAGGAAUCGUCGUGCAGUACUAGACAGCGAUGAUGAAGAUGAAGAGGCCGACUGGAUAGUUUCCGGUGACGAGCAAGGCCCACUACGUCUUGGCAAGGCCGGCGGUACUGACGACGAGAACGCCGAGGGCGAUGCCGAUACCAUCAAUUCCGAAGAUACGGAGGACGAAGAGUCGCAAGAUGGUAGUCGAUUAAGUAGUUUCAUUGUAGACGACGGAAACGAUACCAAGCCUGAAGACCUCCGAAAGGCUAUCGAAGCAUCAGAUUCCGAGGAUGACCUUGAGUCCGUUUCGGGAAUUCAAUCUGAGAUGAGUAAAGUCAAACUUGAAGACAGCGAUGAAGAGGAUGACGAUACAGAGGCCGGCGACAACGACGGUGACGACGAUGGAGAGGAUGCAGAUUCGGAAUCCGAGUCCGAGUCCGAGUCCGACUCUGGCAUCUCUGAAUCAGAACUUAUCUCGGACACUGAUUCCGAUUCAGAGUCUAGUGUGGUUUACUCGCGCUCCGGUCGCAGAAUGGAAAAGACACCGCCCGUCCUAGCGUCUGCCAAGAUUCGACAGCUAAUCACCAUCCUACACGAGGAAGUCCACGAGCACAAGUUCAUCGUCUUCUCGCAGUUCACAAGCAUGCUCGAUCUCGUGGAACCCUUCUUCCGCAAGGAGGGCAUCAAAUAUACGCGCUACGACGGGAGUAUGAAGAACGACGCGCGUGAAGAGGCCCUUAACAACCUGCGAAAUAACCCGCGCACGCGCGUGUUGCUCUGCUCCCUACGCUGCGGUGCGCUAGGCCUCAACCUGACCGCCGCCAGCCGCGUCAUUAUCCUCGAGCCCUUCUGGAACCCGUUCGUCGAGGAGCAGGCCAUCGACCGCGUGCACCGUCUCACCCAGACCGUCGACGUAAUCGUGUACAAGCUCACGGUGAAGAACAGCGUCGAGGAGCGCAUCCUCGAGCUCCAGGAAAAGAAGCGUCUCCUCGCCGAGGCCGCCAUCGAGGGCGGCACCCGCAAGGAGAGCCUCAAGCUCGGUCUCAAGGAGAUCAUGGACCUCUUCAAGCACGUCGGCCGCGGAGGAGGCGACUCCGACUUCGAGGAGGACGAGCGCAUCAAGGCUAGCUUGGCUACUAUGCGCAACAAGCACGGCAAGGAUGCGCGGAAGCCCGAGAGCGCGGUUUAUGGGCGGCGGUGGUGA
This is a messenger RNA of Hypoxylon fragiforme, 3444 nucleotides long. RefSeq names its product SNF2 family N-terminal domain-containing protein. The coding region runs from base 1 to 3444 and encodes 1147 amino acids. The transcript is spliced from 2 exons. NCBI's taxonomy places the organism in Eukaryota, Fungi, Ascomycota, Sordariomycetes, Xylariales, Hypoxylaceae. The record is from RefSeq and is a predicted model, not a curated record. Gene Ontology annotation, molecular function: ATP binding; ATP-dependent chromatin remodeler activity. Gene Ontology annotation, cellular component: cytoplasm.